Ostreobium quekettii is the source of this 1692-nucleotide messenger RNA. The record is from the annotation of a GenBank genome assembly. NCBI's taxonomy places the organism in Eukaryota, Viridiplantae, Chlorophyta, Ulvophyceae, Bryopsidales, Ostreobiaceae.
AUGGUGGGUAGGAGUGGCCAUGAUGAGUUAGCUCAUGGGGCGCAGAGCCGACCAGAGGUCGUCAAGAAUUUAAUGCUCCUGAUGGAAAAUAUGGCAAAACUAGCAGAUGCCGCCAUGAUAAGUUCAGGCCCUGCGGCACACUUUAAGGACAUGUGCAAUCAGUGCCUUCCUGCCCUGAAGGCGUUUCUGAAGAGCAAAAAAGACGACCUCAGGGCAGAGGAGGUGGCCCGAUUGAUCAGCAUCUUUGGUGAGCUCAACAUCUCGGAGGACGUCCAAAUGUUGAUCCUGAGGCAGCACAGCUGGUCGUUAGCAGCCCUAAUUGAGAAGUUUGCAGAUCAAGUGUCAGAACUCCCUUGCAGGGAUGUUGCCAAUGCCAUGUUUGCGAUGGGGAGGUAUCAACUGCAUGUUCGCAAGCUCCUUGGUCCCAAGGAGUAUGCCGAUGACCUCUUUGCCAAAAUCCUAGAGAAAAUAGAACCCAUGGAGGAUGACAUGACGCCUGAGGACUUGUCCAAGGUCAUGAACGGCAUAGCAAACAUGAAGUAUCGUGACAAGGGCUACUUGAUGCGCAUGGUGGACUAUUAUUUAUCAAGACUGCACGAGUUUCGAUUGGGAGACCUUGCACGUUUGAUCUGGGGGCUUGCUCGCCUAGAGCUACGCUAUGCCGACUGCCAGCAGUUUUUGGAUGCAGUCUUGCCUGUAGUCCUGGAGAACAGGUCCGCAUUCCUGCACCCCGAAUAUGUGUCUGACAUUGUCUGGGCAGCCUCCAGGCUGGAGUGGCAGGGUGUGGAUGAAAUGUUGGGUGUGCUGUGCAAGAUGGCUGACGAUGGACUUGAAAAGUUCAAGGGAGAGGAGUUCGCUGCUUUUUGCCUUGGACUGCAGAAGAUGCGAUACUACCCUGGGGACGACUUCCUCCGGAGGUUCCUGGACACCUUCGCCCAGAAGGUGCCCACCUUCAAGCCUGCCAUGGUCACCACUUGCCUCAAUGCUGUGGCCAGCUUCGGAUUCUACCACCAGCGACUCAUAGAUGCUGUGCGCGACUACUGCCUGCUCAUGGAGCGGCCAUUGGAGACCAGGCACUACUUCGACAUCUGUUGGUCCUUUGCCAUCCUGAGCUGCAUGGAUGCAGACAUGUUCAAGUGGAUGGCUGCACAAAUCGGCAAGCUGGACCCAUGUAGCGUGCGAGACCUGCAAAGGCGGCAAUUCUACCAGUGCCUUCUGGACGUCCACAUCUUACACCCCACGAUAGCUCAGAGUGUUCGGCUGGAUCCCCGGUUCGAAGAGGAUUGCUAUAAGAAUUGGAGCGAGAACCAGGCAUUGCGCAGGGUCGCACCAAAGCCUGUGAUCGAGGCAUUCGCACGGUUGAGAAAUAUGGGCUUCAUUUGCACGCGCGGUGAGCUCAUAAUGGGCAGGAGGUUUGCCAUUAAUUCCGUGCGGCACAGGGGGCUUGAUCAGCGGUUCGCCCUGGAGGCGGACGUCACAUUCCGAAAUGCGCCGAACAGGCUGCUGGGCAUUCAAAUUUGGAGGCGCCGGGUUCUGAGGGCGUUGGGGUGGGGAAUAAUGGACCUCAGUCAGUGGAGGUGGUCCAAGAUGUCGAGCGAAGAGAGGGAUGUGUACCUGCAGAAGAAAAUCCUGUACUUGGUAUCCGAAAAGAAGCGUCGAUUCACCAGAGCGACAGCGAAGCCAGGUCGCUGA